Molecule: messenger RNA, 2042 nt
Organism: Quercus robur (English oak)
Lineage: Eukaryota; Viridiplantae; Streptophyta; Magnoliopsida; Fagales; Fagaceae
Product: protein WALLS ARE THIN 1-like
Exons: 6
Coding region: 393-1490 (365 amino acids)
Cellular component (GO): plasma membrane
Molecular function (GO): transmembrane transporter activity
Source: RefSeq, a predicted model, not a curated record
CAACCUCAUCUUUUUAAAAUCGUUAUACAAGUGAACAAUGUUCUACAAGAUUAUAUGACAAUUAGAAUAAUGGUUAAAGAAUUGAAUUCAUCAGUUCCUAAUUGUCUUAAAGUUUUAUGAUCAAAUGAUAGUUUUCAUACUUUACUUAAAAAGUUAGGAUGCCCAACCAGAUCGAUGUGAAUGCACUAACAGGCCUGAAAGACUAUAAUGUUGUGUUGUUUCACUGGCAGCUUGUGUCUCUCUGACUCUCUCGGUUCAAGGGGCGAGGGGCCAAGGCAGCAAAAGUUAUAAAGUUAUAAUAGCUCUACUUCUCACACAGUUCUUAUGCUUGCAUGUUUUUUACAUAGAUAUUUUGUUGGAAUUUUGGUUCAGCACUUGCCAAGAGAACGGUUAUGGUGCCUGAAAGUACUAGGCUGCACUUGGUCAUGACUGUCUGGCAGUUUGCUUAUGCAGGGAACCAUAUCAUCUUGAGAGCUGCACUUAAUAUGGGUGUAAGCAAGCUAGUUUUCCCUCUUUAUAGGAAUAUCAUCGCGCUGUUUGCACUAGCUCCCUUUGCAUAUUUUCUAGAGAAGAAAGACAGGCCACCAUUAACUACUAAGUUUUUGGUACAAUUCUUUCUCCUCGGAUUUGUUGGGAUAACAUGUAAUCAGGGAUUGUAUCUUUUGGGUUUGGACAAUACUUCACCAACCUUUGCCUCUGCCACAGAGAAUAUUGUUCCUGCUGUUACCUUUCUCAUGGCCGUAGUACUCAGAAUUGAGCAAGUGCACUUGAACAGAAAAGAUGGUAUUGCUAAGGUAGUCGGAACUCUUGCUUCUGUUGCUGGAGCUUCAGUCAUUACCCUUUAUAAGGGGCCAACCAUUUAUGCACCAAAUUCAUCACAUUUACACCAAUCACAUUUUUUGGUCUCAUUAGGAGAUGCCAAGGGGAAGAAUUGGACCUUGGGUUGCAUCUAUCUCAUUGUUCACUGCCUAUGUUGGUCUGGUUGGGCUAUAGUACAGGCACCCGUCUUUCAGAAAUACCCAGCUCGGCUUUCAGUCACCUCGUAUUCUUGUUUCUUUAGUACUUUGCAGUUUCUGGUAAUUGCAGCAAGUUAUGAAAGAGACUUGCAAGCCUGGCAGGUUCACUCUGAUGGUGAGCUCUUCAGUAUUUUUUAUAUGGGAGUGGUAGCUUCAGCAUUGUCGUUUGCAGCACAAACAUGGGUUAUUGACCGGGCUGGACCGGUAUUUGUUUCAGUGUAUCUACCUGUACAGACCUUACUUGUAGCUGUAAUGGCCUCUGUUGUUUUAGGUGAAGAGUUCUACUUGGGAGGGGUUAUUGGAGCAGUGUUGAUUGUGGUUGGACUAUAUCUUGUCGUGUGGGGUAAAAAUGAAGAGAGCAAGUUUGCUAAAGAAAAUUUGGCAAUUCCCUCAAUGUCUAAGAGAACAUCUUCUAGCAAAUCUCCUCUCAUCCAACCAUUACUUUGUUGUCAGUGUGAAAACGGUGAUCACUAGAAGCCACUACAAUCUACAUCCAAAAGUUGUACCACGCCAACAUUUUCAAUUGUUGAGGCCAAACCUCCCUUUUUUUUUUUCUAAAAAAAAAAAAAACACACACACACAAACAAGGGAGAGGGAAAUGGGUAAUUGGUGAGGCCAAACCUGUCUUUUGAAAAGUCUUGAUUUUUUUUCCUCUGUUGAGAAUCCUCAAAAUAAUUCGAUAACCAUAAUUUAGUGAGAAUUUUCCCCAAUUCUAUACAAUGGUAUGUUUCUUUUCUUUUUUUGGUUACCACCAAAUAAAAUCAUAUCCAGGAGAGCCUUGUAAAACAUAUUGUCGCCAUGUUUGCUAGUCCCUGAACUUCUUGGAACACUGGUUGAGGAGCAACUUGGAUGUGAAUGUGCGUAAUCAUCUUUUUUAAUGUUGCCAUGAUGUGAACAUUCUCCAAGCUAGCUAGUAAAGUGAUGUGUCUGAAUUAGCUUCACUCCUUGAUUUGAUUUUAUAAAAAGGAUUAUCUCUCUGAAACCUUGCAUCCAUGCCUCAUAUAAUGCUUCUCUGAUUAUGGAUAA